Messenger RNA from Soboliphyme baturini, 627 nucleotides. Lineage: Eukaryota; Metazoa; Nematoda; Enoplea; Dioctophymatida; Soboliphymatidae. The record is from the annotation of a GenBank genome assembly.
AUGGUAAUAUUCUUCGAGUCAACGGUCGUCUCUCCCCCCGCUAAAAUUUAUAUGGGCGUGGACAAGUACGAAAAUGAAGACCUUAUUCGAUGGGGAUGGCCGGAAGAUGUGUGGUUUCACGUAGACAAUGUGUCAUCGGCUCAUGUUUAUUUACGGCUGGCAAAAGGCCAAACAUUGGACGAUAUUCCUACGAAACUGUUACAGGACUGCGCUCAGCUGGUGAAGGCGAACAGCAUCCAUGGAAGCAAAAUGUCAACGGUGAAAGUUGUUUACACGGCGUGGAGCAAUCUACUGAAAACGGCGUCGAUGGACGUCGGUCAGGUCGGUUUCAAGAACAAGGCUGAUGUCAGGUAUAUGGCCAUCGAAAAAAAGGACAAUGAUGCUUUGAAGAGGUUGAAUAAAACGAAGGUAGAGAAGAACGUCGACCUGAGAGGUGAGCGCGAAAGACGUGAUGCUGAGGAGCGGAUAGAAGCUAAGCGACUGUUGAAAGAGCAAAAACAGUGGAAGAAAGAAGAGGCGAUGAAAGCUGAGGAAGAAAAGCGAUUGAGAUCGUUCGCAGAUCUGAUGACUCCCGAAAAAAUGACCUCCAACAAGGAUGCUGGCUAUGACUCCGAUGAGUUCAUGUAA